Molecule: messenger RNA, 4413 nt
Organism: Aspergillus candidus
Lineage: Eukaryota; Fungi; Ascomycota; Eurotiomycetes; Eurotiales; Aspergillaceae
Product: putative cell division control protein Cdc25
Exons: 4
Coding region: 579-4313 (1244 amino acids)
Biological process (GO): positive regulation of GTPase activity; Ras protein signal transduction
Cellular component (GO): plasma membrane
Molecular function (GO): protein binding; guanyl-nucleotide exchange factor activity
Source: RefSeq, a predicted model, not a curated record
GACUUCAUAUGAAAUCUUGUUUAGAUGAUAUUUGAACCUUAUAUCUCUAUCCACUAAAUAACAAGACAUUUUUUGUGUCCGACAGGAUCUCGUGUUUUGUUGCCACCGCUUUGAAUUCACACCAGUACUGAUCGCGUACUCGCCCCUGCCACCCACAUAAGGGAGCCUGAACCCCCUAAUACUGCAACUGGACUUUAUCUCUCUCCUCCUUCUCCGCCGCCCGCCCGCUUCUUGAACCCGCACAAUUCGUUCCCCCUCCUCCUCCUCAACCACCCCAAUCCUCCGACUCUCUACCCCCGAUCGUCAACCACACGUCUUUUCUUCCUUCCUCUCCUUUUAUUUCGGUUUCGCAUGGUUUCACUCGACAUCCUUACCGUCUGUGGUAAAGUACUGGUCUCUCUAGUCAUGAACAACGCGCUCUCUUGAGUUGCUUUCAGCCCAUCACUCGCAGGGGACGCCCGUCAUUCGUGUAUUAUUUCCUCCCAUUGAAUUACGAUCCUUUUGUCCCUGGAGAGAAACCCCAAAAGAUUCAUUCACCAACAGCAAGGGAGCGGAUUUCCAUAUCGCUCAAUACCCCCAUGUACGAGAUCGGUGUGGCCGAGUCUUCACCCGCUGACGGGUCCGCGAUGGCGGCUAAAUCCACACCUUUUGCGACCGCGGUCGAGUACAACGACGACCACGCGGCCGCCAAUCCUACGGGCGCUCUGCGGAGCCGCAGUCGGGGCGAUAGCCUCUCCAUGCACCAGAACGGUUUUGCGGUCGAUCAAUCCCCCCAACGACACCAAUCGCCCAUGGUCUUGACGACCGGUGGGCGCUACACGCCCAGCCCCGAACCCGCCCCGGCGCUGUUCGUGCGGGCCAUGUACGACUACGAUGCCGACGACCCGACUAGUCUGAGCUUUCGUCGAGGCGAUGUGAUCCAGGUGCUCAAUCAGCUCGAGACCGGAUGGUGGGACGGUGUCAUUAACAACAACAUUCGGGGCUGGUUCCCGAGUAAUUACUGUGCCGUUAUCGAUGACCCCAGCGAACUGCAGGAUCACAUUCCGCUCGACCUUCACGAGAUGGGCGAUGGACACGCUAGUGCCGACUCCGGGGCCGGCGAGGCUUAUGACGACGGACACGACGAUGACGAGGUGGACUCGGUGGGCAACCCGCGCGAUUCGGCUCCCAUCCUCCCCAUUGAGGGGACCGUUGCCCCGAAGGAGCAGGAGGAGGCCGCCUUCUGGAUCCCGCAGGCCACCCCCGACGGACGGUUGUUCUACUUCAACACUCUCACCGGCUACAGCACCAUGGAAUUGCCCUUCGAAAACCCGGCCGCGAAUGAGACCGGCCCCUACGAUCGCAAUCAUUUCUUCGUGCCCGACCAGACCCGGCCCCCGCCCGAGCUGAUGGCUCGCGGCUUCGAGCGUGACGAGGACGAGUACGACGGGUCGGCGUCCGAGGCUGAGGGGGAGUCUUUGAUGGUGGCCUCUCACGAUUCCAUGUCCCGCCGGCGGCAGUCGUUCAUGGAUGGCGUAUCGCCCGCAACGUCCAUGGACUCCCUGCACCCCCCGUCGACGAUGGCCAAGGCUACGGGCCACCACUCGAAUCGCAGCCAGCCCAAGAUUUACGCCUCCCAUGGCCCCAGCAACAGCACCACCUCGCUCUCCGAAACCUACCACCGGCCCUCCGUCUCCUCCGAGGUUCCCUCCCAUUUUGUGGACGAUGCGGCCUCCACCCCCCUGACCUGGCCGUUGCUCGUGGACAAUAUGCACCAUGCGAUCGAAGCGUAUCGCCAGACGCUGUUGAGCGGCGACCGCUCCGAGUAUGUCCGGAAGGCGGAAGAUAUUUCCGACCACUUGCGCAUGCUACUGGCCGCGGGGUCCGACACCACCGACAACCACUCGGGGAACCCGUCCAUCAUCUCCACGAACAAGGCUCUGUACCCUCACUUCCGGGAUAUGAUGUCCAAGUUCUCCAAGCUGGUGCUGUCGUCUCACAUCGCCGCGGCCGACUGGCCCGGCCCGGACUCCGCCCACAAGUGCCUGCAGGAAGCAGAUGGCGUGAUGCAUGGCGUCUACGGAUAUGUGGAUGUCGCGCGGAAGCAGCGCGGCGAGGCGAUCCACCGCGUGGUCCCCGGCUUCGUGAUGGGUAGUUUCGCGGGCGGUUGCUGGCAGAGCAACGGCGUGUCGCUAAACGGCUCAGGCCCGACCUCGUUCUUGGACCAGGACCCCGAGGACUCCCGCGCCGAGCCGUCCACGCCCCUCGACCUCGCCGUCUUGGACCAUAUUGACGUGCUCCGGAAGGCCCUCGUGGGCAGCAUCCGUCGCCUAGAGGAGCGCUUGACCCUCAACCAGAAGAAGAUCGUCACCGCCAUGACCCACCGGGAGAUUGGCGACUCCGUCUCGGCGGCCGCCAUCAAAGUCGUCGAACAAUACCGUCCGUGGGUCUCGGCCGUGGAGUCGGUCAACCUGGCUCCGCUGGGGACCAGCUUCCAGAACCCGCAGCUGGUCGAUUUCGGCCUGCAGAAACAACGGGUGUACGAUGCGAUCGGUGACUUUGUGCUGAGCUGUCAAGCGAUCGCGGCUCCUCUGGGUGAUGAGUGGGCCGAACUGCGGGGCGACUCGCUGGACGACCGCCUGAACGCCGUCCGCGGCGUGGCCCGUCAGCUGGAGAAUUACGUCUCCCAGAUCGGGUUCUCGCUCUCGCUCCUCCUGGAGCAGAUCCCCGAACCGGCGACCGUCUUGCGCAGCGACAGCCGCUUGGGUGACAAUCCCGAGGGACCCAAGGCCCAGCACGGCCGCGGGGAAUCGAAAUCCGGCAACGGCCCGAUGGGAUUGCCCUCGUCCUUCUCCCCCGAGCCGCCAUCGGAUAAGGUGCGACGCAACAUGAACAAGGCACAGCGGUUCUUCGGGCAGGCCCCGCCGACGGCCAUCACCCGGGAACCGAUCCGGGAACCCGUGCGCGAGCCCGAGGAGACACCCUGGUACCUGAAGAUGGACCACGAAGGCGAGGUGUUCUACGACACCAAGAACGACGUGCCGACCCUGAAAUGUGGCACCCUGGGUGGUCUGGUGGAGCACUUGACCCGACAUGACAAGCUGGACGCCUCGUUCAACAACACCUUCCUCCUGACCUACCGUUCCUUCACUACGGCCUCGGAGCUCUUCGAGAUGCUCACCCAGCGAUUCAACAUCCAGCCGCCGUUUGGCUUGAACCCGGACGAGAUGCAGAUGUGGGUGGACCGGAAGCAGAAGCCCAUUCGAUUCCGUGUCGUCAACAUCCUGAAGAGCUGGUUCGAGCACUUUUGGAUGGAGCCGAGCGAUGAGACCAACAUGCAACUCCUCGACCGGGUCCAUUCCUUUACCCGAGAUUCGAUCGCCACCACCAAGACGCCGGGUUCUCCCCAGCUCCUGACCGUCGUCGAGCAGCGUAUCCGGGGCCAGGACACCACCGCCAAGCGGCUGGUUCCCACGCAGGCGACCGCGGCUCCGACCCCCAUCAUCCCGAAGAACAUGAAGAAAUUGAAGUUCCUCGACAUCGACCCGACCGAGUUCGCUCGCCAGCUGACGAUCAUUGAGUCGCGCCUGUACUCCAAGAUCCGACCCACCGAAUGCCUGAAUAAGACGUGGCAAAAGAAGGUUGCGCCAGGGGAGCCCGAGCCGGCGUCGAACGUCAAGGCCCUGAUUCUGCAUUCGAACCAAUUGACUAACUGGGUGGCCGAGAUGAUCCUCGUCCAGUCCGAUGUCAAGAAGCGUGUGGUGGUUAUCAAACACUUUGUGAACGUGGCAGAUAAAUGCCGGAGUUUCAACAAUUACUCCACCCUUACCUCUAUCAUCUCAGCUUUGGGAACGGCACCGAUUCAUCGCCUGGGUCGGACAUGGGCUCAAGUCAGUGGACGCACGUCUGCCAUUCUCGAGCAGAUGCGCCGGCUCAUGGCCAGCACCAAGAACUUUGGCGAGUAUCGUGAGACGUUGCAUCUGGCGAAUCCGCCCUGUAUCCCAUUCUUCGGUGUUUAUCUGACCGACUUGACAUUCAUUGAAGACGGUAUCCCAUCGCUCACGCCGUCGGAGCUGAUCAACUUCAACAAGCGCGCCAAGACCGCCGAGGUCAUCCGUGACAUCCAACAAUAUCAGAACGUGCCGUAUCUUCUUCAGCCAGUUCCGGAAUUACAGGACUACAUCCUCAGCAACUUGCAGGCAGCCGGAGAUGUCCACAACAUGUACGAUCGGAGCUUGGAAGUAGAGCCCAGAGAGAGGGAAGACGAAAAGAUUGCGAGUUCCUUUCAACUGUUUUCUCGGUCGGCCGGCGAUUCCGCCGCGUUCCACCGAUAGCCCGCCCUCUUCUUUAUCUCUUUGUUUCUCUGUUGUCGAGACAUAUUGAAUCUCGGAGGAAUUUUGAUUGAUUGAGGACUAACCGCUUCUGUCUCCUGCA